Molecule: messenger RNA, 2277 nt
Organism: Pseudozyma flocculosa PF-1
Lineage: Eukaryota; Fungi; Basidiomycota; Ustilaginomycetes; Ustilaginales; Ustilaginaceae
Exons: 3
Coding region: 1-2277 (758 amino acids)
Molecular function (GO): protein binding
Source: RefSeq, a predicted model, not a curated record
AUGUUCGCCGACGACGAGGCCAUCGACUACGGCGACGACGACGUCCAGCUCGUCCAGCAGCAAGAGCAGCCGCAAAAGCCGGCUACUGCAGACGAUGCGGCACAGAUCGCCAAUGCGCACGACAACGGCGCACACGAUGCCGCAACAGCUGCUGCCACCAACGACACCGGCAGCAUCACCGAGGCCGACGAUCCGACCCUGCCCCCUGGCUGGAAGGCUAUCCAGUCCAGGUCGGCGGGCGGCGAGUGCUACUACUACAACAGCACCACCGGAGAGAGCACCUGGGACAAGCCCACCCAGCCUGCCUAUGACCUGGCGCCCUCAGAGGCAUCGUCAGCAAUAGCAGCCUCAUCGGCGCAGGACCCUGGUCACCAAGCACCACUUCAGCACGCUGCGACCGAAGCCACCGUCGAGCUUCAUGAUGAGGCGAGGGACGUCGAAAACAACGCCGCCCUACAGACGGGUCAGAAUGGUGACGCUCCUCCGCACGCAGGGGCGCACCAUUCCGCGCCCGUCGACCAGCAGCACGCAGCUGGACAAGCAGCGCAGGCAGAGCCGGUGCUGGACAGCAGCACACGAGCCCCCUCAGCAGCGGCCGACGUGGCUGACGACAGCUUGAGGGCACCGUCGCGCUGGGAGGACGAGCGCACCGAGGACCAAGGGUCGAACCAACCACCCCAUCACAAACGACGCAGAGAUGCGCGCAGGGAAGAGCGAGAGCGUGCGCCGCAAGGCAUCACAAUCCGAGGCAGCGCAGCUUCGGCUGCCUCGGCCAACGCCUCCCAGGACCGCGCCGCAAGGCUCGAGACGCGCACAGGCGAUGUCGCCAAGACGCCCACUGGACCCAAGUCGAUGCUCACUGGCGGCGCAGAGCCAGACAUGUGGCCGCCUCCGGGCAAACGGCGACGCAGAGCGAGCGAAGAACGGGCGCUGCAGCCGCAGGGCGACGCUGGCUGGAGAUCCAGGGGCGUCGACCGCUCCACGAGGGACGAAUCAGCCGAAGCCGGGCCAGCUGGUACCGCGGCCGAGGUCGAGCGACCGCAUGCCAACGACACAGUCGCAGCCGCCUACGCGUCCAGAAACAAGGCUAGAGCCCGUGCUUCGACGCCUCCGGACGGUCCGCCGCCGUCCGCAUGGCCAACUGCGGAAUACGGCGGCGAGCGCGGUGGCCCCGGUGGCGGCCGCCGACGUGGCGCGCGCCCGCUGAGACCUCCGCGACCGCCGUCGCCGGACUGCUACCGACCGGCCGAAGAAGCCGCCAGGGCUGCAUACGCGCCUGCCGAGCCUCGGCGACGACAAUCCAGCGACAGGAUUGCCCCGGUAGAGUCCACGUCCCUGCUGGCUCGGCUUUCGACGUCGAAAGACGCGACCGAGGCCAGCGUGCCUCGUGCGCCCCGCGACGGCGAGCGAAGGAUCAGCGAAGCAAGGCCGCGCGAUAGGUCGCCGCCACGAGCGUCUGCCUCGAACGGUGCGGCUCGCGAGCGGUCUCGUGAGAGUCUGCCCGGUCCUUCUACACCUCUCGCCCGGGACGCGGCUGCGACGUCGGCCAAAGCUGAAGCCCCGCCGGCCGAUCGCUGGGGCAGGCAUGCGCGCCGAAGAGAGUCCGCCCAGCCGCAAUUGCAGCCGCAGCCGACAUCGCAGCAAGAAGAGCGGCGUCCAGAGGCUCGGCCAAGGCCCGAGAGGAGCGCGGCGGCUACCUCGCCGCCCGCUGCCGUCGCCACUCCUCUUCGUUCCGACACGGAGCGUGUGACGGGGUGGGAUGCGAUGCGAGCCAGGCGCGGCGGCGCGGCUGCGCAGCCCUCGACACCCGCUCCUCCCUCUAGGCGGGAAGAGACGGACGCAAUGGUGCCGCUGGAACCGAGCCGUUUGGGCAGCAGCAGGCGAGGCGCGCGCGGCAGCAGCCGACGUCGAUCCCGAUCGCCGCCUGCCGCCGCUACAGCGCCGGCGCGGUGGGGUCGAAGCGAAACGCCUUCGGGCCCGCCCGCCGCCGUUUCUGCGCCCGUCGAGACUGGAUGGGGCCCAAGGGGCGCACGCGGUGGUCGGAAUGCGGUGCCGGCACCAGCGCCAGCUUCGACGCCCAUGAGGCAAUGGGGCAAACCGGCGCAGGCAGCCUCUCCCUCAGCCCCCGUGACAGCCUCGGCAUCGGCAUCGGCGGCGACAACGGCGAAGGCGGAGAGGGCAGAGGGUGGAGCGAGGGCGGCGCCGGAGAGGGAGCUGUCGUUGGAGGAGAGGGAGGAGAGGAUCAGGAGGAGAGAGCGGGAAUUGGGGCUGAUCUGA